AUGCGGGUGAGCCGCGGGCAGGCGCCGACGGGGGGGCCCGGCGGGGCCCCCGCGGCGCUGUCGCCGUGGGGGCGUCUGUGGGCCGCUGCCUGGCGCCCCGCGGCGGCGGCCGCCGCUGCUGCUGCGGAGGGGGCGGCCGCUGCGGCCGCGUCGGGCGGGGGGGCCUCGGGGGCCCCCCGCGGGCGGGCAGGGGGCCCCCCGGGGUGGGGGCUGGGGAGCGUCGGGGCGGGGGCGGGGCUGCUGCUGCUGCUGGCGGGCGCGCUGCCGCCGCUGCUGGCGAGCUGGGGGCCGGCGGCGCAGGGGCUGUCGGUGGCGGCGCUGCCGGCGGCGCAGCAGCAGGAGCUGCGGGCGCUGCUGCUGCGGAGCCUGGGCUCGACGGCGCUGCCGCUGUGCCUCUACCUCGCCUUCCUGCUGCAGCAGGCGCAGGUGCAGCAGCCGCAGGCGCAGCAGGCGCUGGCGUGGAGCGCGGUGCACGGCGCGGGCGCGUGCUACCUGCUGCUGCUGCUGCUGCUGCUGGCGCUGCCCGCGCGGCUCUGCCGCGAACUGCUGCAGCUGCUGCUGCCCGGCUGCUGCAGCGGCGGCAACGUCUUCACCGGCACGCUCAUCCUCGACUGCUCGCUGCGCCGCAGCACGCUGCUGCGCCAGCUGCGCUCGCCCUGGUUCGCCAGCCACGCCCUCGGCUGGUUCCUCAAGAUGAGCCUCUACCGCAGCUGGCCCUGCGCCCUCGCGCUCUCCCUGCUUUUCGAGGCCGCAGAGGCUUCGCUGCACUGGCUGCUGCCCGAGUUCCAGGAGUGCUGGUGGGACAGCGUGGUGCUGGACGCGGUUCUGUCGAACCUGCUGGGGAUGACUCCGCGGCACUUGGCCAUGACGGGACUGCUCCUCGGGCUCUCCUUGCUCGCGGAGCUCAAUGUUUUCUUCUUGAUGACGGCCCUGGACCUGCACGCCACGCACUGGGUCAACCCGCUCCGGCUGCUGCUCCUCGGGCUGCUGGCCUUCCCCGCGGUCGCGGAGUUCUACGCCCAGCUCCAGCGCAGCAGCAGCAGCAGCAGCAGCAGCAGCGGCGGCGGCGUGGGGCCCAACGUCUUUCUUUUUGUCUUCAUUUUGGCGGCAGAAACCCUCGUUGCUGCCAAGUACGGCAGAGACAGAUUCCACUACAAGAGCCCCCCCAAAGAUGUCCUGCUUCCCUGGAUCCUCGCUGCUGCUCUCUUCGCCGCCUGGUGCUGCUCCUACUUCAGCCAGCAGCAGGGGGGCCCCCCUCCCCCGGGGGGCCCCCAGGCGCAGGGGGGCCCCCCGGGGGAGGACGCGGAGAAGGCUUGCGAGGGGGCGUGUGGGGUGUUUAGGACUUUGAACAACUUCAAACGGUCUGCUGCCAGACUGCUCCUCAAAAUGCCGCCCCAAGCCUGCUUCAUUCCUCUUCUUUACUUGGCCAAAAACUACUACUAUGGAGAACCCCACACCCCACAGCCAGCUCCCUAG
Messenger RNA from Eimeria tenella, 1476 nucleotides. RefSeq names its product phosphatidylserine synthase, putative. Gene Ontology annotation, biological process: phosphatidylserine biosynthetic process. Bases 1 to 1476 code for a protein of 491 amino acids. NCBI's taxonomy places the organism in Eukaryota, Apicomplexa, Conoidasida, Eucoccidiorida, Eimeriidae. The record is from RefSeq and is a predicted model, not a curated record. Gene Ontology annotation, molecular function: L-serine-phosphatidylethanolamine phosphatidyltransferase activity. The transcript is spliced from 2 exons.